AUGAAUGCUAUCCGUCAAACUCAACAGUUGAAUAAGCGCGAGCUCGAGAAUGCGACCCCGCCGUCUGCUUCCUGGCACGCUGAUUAUCGCGACACAGCCUGGAUCUACGUUGGUGGUCUUCCACUAGACCUCACAGAAGGUGAUGUAGUCACAAUCUUCAGCCAGUUUGGCAGUCCUACACAUCUCAACCUGAUCCGCGAUCGUGAGACUGGCAAGAGCAAAGGAUUUGGCUUUCUAAAGUACGAAGACCAGAGGAGCUGUGAUCUGGCAGUCGACAAUCUCACUGGUGCUGAUGUACUGGGAAGAUUGCUAAGAGUUGACCACACGAGAUAUAAGAAGAAGGAUGACGAGGAUGAGGACACGUACAGGAUAGAUAGGCUGGAAGCCGAGGCUGAGGCUGAAGUCAACACAAAGAAUGGCAAACGGGCCAGCGAUACCGAGGAGGAAACCGAGGACGAAAGGGAUCGCCGCAAAAAAAGACGCAUGGUGAAGGAGGGGAGAGGGACAUUGAUGAUCAAACAGGACGAAGAAGACAAUGAAGAUCCUAUGAAGGACUAUCUAUCGGGUCGAAAAGAGAGAGACUCUGGAUCGCGAAGAGACAGGGAUAGUAACAAGGAACGGACCCAUCACCACCGUGACCGCCACGGAGCCAAUGGCGAGGACGGACAUCGGCGUAGGAGACAUGAGACUGAAGAAGAGGAAUUCCACCAUCGAAGGAGACAUCGUAGAGUACACGACGACGAGGACGACGACGAGGACAAAUCUAGCCAUCGCAGAGAUACAGGUCGCCGAGCUGAACGAUCGUCCAGGAGAGAAGACAGAGGAAAAGCACAGCCUCGCUCACGGUCUCGCGACACAAGCCCACCCACCGCCCGUCACAACACACGACGUAGAAGUCCUUCACCAAUUCGAACAAGACGCCCGCGAAGCAGGAGUCGUAGCCACGAUCGUUCUCGUAGACGGCACACCUCGGAAGCUAAUAAGGGCGACAGAAGUCGCGAUGGUACCCGAAGCCACCACGAUUCAGACUGA
Messenger RNA from Lithohypha guttulata, 1032 nucleotides. RefSeq names its product RNA-binding protein Cwf29 (gene cwf29). The coding region runs from base 1 to 1032 and encodes 343 amino acids. Gene Ontology annotation, molecular function: RNA binding. Lineage: Eukaryota; Fungi; Ascomycota; Eurotiomycetes; Chaetothyriales; Trichomeriaceae. The record is from RefSeq and is a predicted model, not a curated record. Gene Ontology annotation, biological process: mRNA splicing, via spliceosome. Gene Ontology annotation, cellular component: catalytic step 2 spliceosome; U2 snRNP; precatalytic spliceosome. The transcript has a single exon.